UGACGUUGACGUGUUCAUUGUAAUACAUCACAAUUUUUUGACAGCUAGUCCAUAUACUACUUUAGCUAAAUAAUUAAUUAAAUCCAUUAUCGCACUGAUGUUGUGAAAAUUUACGAUAUUUUUGUGCAAAUACAGUUUAGUACAUGGUAAAUACGGAGAAAAAAGUCUAAAAAAGUUCUUCUUUUGGAAAUUCUCAUACUCAUUUGACCAAAGGCUAAAAAACAAAAGAUUGGAAAACUAAUAAACAAAAUGGAAAGCAAUCGUGACGAAGCCGAAAGAUGUAUACAAAUUGCUGCACAAGCAUUACGCGAGUGCAAAAUGGAGAAAGCAGAGAAAUUUCUGAAGAAAGCAGAAAAACUUUAUCCUUCGCAGAAAGCCAAAGAAUUGUUGGAAAGAGUGCUGCAAUCAGCUAAAAAUAAUACAAAUGAAACCGAUUCAAUACUAACCGAUCGGGAGAAUACAAAACGGACACGAAAAUCUGUCGCCUCACCAAACAAGUCUCCUUCUUCGGAGCCUGACUAUACGGCUGAGCAAAUGCAACAUGUCAAACGGAUUCAAAGUUGCAAAGAUUACUACGAGGUUCUGAAAGUUACAAAGGAAGCGACCGAUACAGAAAUUAAAAAAUCUUACAAAAAACUGGCUUUGGUUUUACAUCCAGACAAAAAUCGUGCACCGGGAGCUGCUGAAGCGUUUAAAGCUGUUGGAAAUGCGGUAGCAAUUUUAACGGACGGGGAGAAACGAAAAUCCUACGAUUUGUAUGGCUCUGACGAACAACACAAUAUCAAUAGAGGUGGAUACCAUAGGACGACAUACCAAUAUGGUUACACUCGAGGAUUUGAGGCUGAUGUCACAGCGGAGGAAUUAUUCAAUAUGUUCUUUGGGGGUGCUGCAUUCCCCACACAGAACGUUUAUUCAAGUCGCCAUCGCCGUUUCCAUCGUCAGAAUAACGAGGAGCGUGAGGUACAAAAAAAUUUGUAUAUCACCAUAUUACUUUUCCGCUUUGUUUGUAAGAAAAGUAUUGGUUUUACUACCCAUAAUUUCAUGACUCCUCCUCAUUCGAACCACAAAAACUCCACAAAAAACUUCUUAUCUGCGCAUAUCUGUACACUAGUCAAUGUAAAUGGGUAGAAAUCCCAUCGAUCCGACACUGCGCCUUCUUGACAGUUCUCAUAUAAAUGAGCCCAGAAGCGCCAACUGGUGCAAGAACAUGUAAUAGAACCGUUGUAUACCAAUAGUAUU
This is a messenger RNA of Sitodiplosis mosellana (orange wheat blossom midge), 1239 nucleotides long. RefSeq names its product dnaJ homolog subfamily B member 12-like. Lineage: Eukaryota; Metazoa; Arthropoda; Insecta; Diptera; Cecidomyiidae. Bases 250 to 1128 code for a protein of 292 amino acids. The transcript has 6 exons. Gene Ontology annotation, molecular function: Hsp70 protein binding. The record is from RefSeq and is a predicted model, not a curated record. Gene Ontology annotation, cellular component: endoplasmic reticulum membrane. Gene Ontology annotation, biological process: cellular response to misfolded protein.